AUGCGGAACUCCUUAAAUGUAGACAGCUCUUUUUUUCAAACAAAGGAGUUGGCCUUGGAAAAUGAUUUUAACAUCCUAUCAAUCUCGUGGUUCAACUCUUCUGUGACUAAUGCUAGUGUGGAGAUUCCUGGGUACAGGAUCUUAAGGCUUGAUCGCAUUGGAAACACAGGUACCGACGUCUGUACCUACGUCAAAUCUGUCCUGAAGGCAGAAGUCCUGAAGGAUCUCACGGGAACAACCGAGUCUGGCCUACAUCAAUUGUGGAUUCAAGUUCAAAACAAGAAGCUUCGCUCGCUACUUGUUUGUAUUAUUUACAGACCUCCUGAAAUUGGAGUCGCAUGUCUUGAGAAUGAAUUGAUGCCCAAGUACAUCCAGGCUUUAUCACUUAACAGGGUCAUCGUGGUAACUGGCGACUUAAACUGCGAUCUCCUCUCAGAAACCCUACAGGAGACGCGUCGCGCUCCUUUUGAGCAACUGUAA
Porites evermanni is the source of this 480-nucleotide messenger RNA. NCBI's taxonomy places the organism in Eukaryota, Metazoa, Cnidaria, Anthozoa, Scleractinia, Poritidae. The record is from the annotation of a GenBank genome assembly.